Messenger RNA from Rhodotorula graminis WP1, 2244 nucleotides. RefSeq lists its product as uncharacterized. Gene Ontology annotation, biological process: regulation of DNA-templated transcription. Gene Ontology annotation, molecular function: transcription cis-regulatory region binding; zinc ion binding; DNA-binding transcription factor activity, RNA polymerase II-specific. Gene Ontology annotation, cellular component: nucleus. NCBI's taxonomy places the organism in Eukaryota, Fungi, Basidiomycota, Microbotryomycetes, Sporidiobolales, Sporidiobolaceae. The record is from RefSeq and is a predicted model, not a curated record. The transcript is spliced from 12 exons. The coding region runs from base 1 to 2148 and encodes 715 amino acids.
AUGGACUCGCCGAUGCGCCGCCCGUCCACCUCGCGCGAGCGCGACCCGCUCCUCGACGGCGACGACGACCACUCCAAGUCCGAGCCGGCCAAGCGCGCCUGCCUCGCGUGCAGGACCGUCAAGAUGCGCUGCCUCCCGCAAGAGCCGGCGGGCCACAAGUGUGCUCGGUGCGAGCGGCUCCACCAAGAGUGCGUGUGGGCCGCGCCACAGAAGCGUGGCCGCAAGCCAAAGGGCCACAAGUUGCCCGACCCUCCCCUCCCCCUUCCCUCGUCGUCGGCAUCCGCAUCCGCCUCGUCGUCCGCCUUUCACUCGCCUGCCGCCCUCUACUACGCCGCACAAGCAGCGCAGAACCCUCUCGACCUCCUCGCCGCGUCCGCCCUCCCGAACCCGCCCGCCCACUUCACCUCGACCGCACCGACCCUCCCUCCCUUCCCUCCUCCACCAACUUUCCCUCCCUUUCCUCACCCUCACCCUCAGACGCUCUCGGCAUCGACAUCGGCGCACCACUCGCCGAGCACGCUGAGCGAGGUCAGCCCGGCCGCCAACCUGUCGCUCGUCGACGUCGCGCGCGCCAAGGAGGAGGCCCUGUCGAAGCUCAGCGCCGGUGCGCCGACGACCGUCAAGGCCGGCGAGCGCGCAAAGGCGGCGAGCGCAAUGUCGCAGGACGUCGUGCCGGACGUCGUCGACCUGGGCAUCCUCACGCUCGCCGAGGCCGAGUCGCUCUUCGCCUUCUUCUUCGGCGAGCUCAACCGGUACAUCAUCCUGUUCGACAAGUACCUGCACACCCUCGCCUUUGUCCGGUCGACGUCGACGGUCCUGUUCGCGGCGCUCCUCGCCGUCUCGGCCAAGUUUGCGCGGCCCGACCUGUAUCCGCCCCUCCUGGCCAACGCCCAGCAGCUCAUCGGCCGCGGCAUCGUCGAGGCGAGGGCGAGCGUCGGCCUCAUCCAGGCCAUCUUGACGUUGAUCUACUGGAAGCCGCCGACCGACAUGUCGGCGUGGCUGCGGGUCGGCGUGGCCAUCCGCAUGGCGCUGCAGCUCGACCUGAACGUCGGGCGCAACGGACCGCUCCCUGCCGACGAGCACGAAGCCCGAUUGAUCCUCGACAUCGAGCGCACCUGGCACGUCCUCAUCUGCUUCGACGGUACCUACCUGCUGCACAGCGGCGACGGCGAUGACGGCGUGCACCAGACCUACAUGAUCCCGCACUACAACAUCCACAUGGAGGCCUGGCUCGAGGAGACGAGGCCGUACGGCGUCACCGACGACCUCGAGCAGGGGGCCGCCUUCGAGUGGAUCAAGGUUCUUCGACUGUCCAAGGACAUCGCGCACGCUCGGCCGAUGCAGGCCCGAGCGCUCGCCUCGCACCUUCACGGCAUGCUCGACGCGACGUACCGCCGUUACCUCGACCCUACUUCACCGCACACGCUCCACACGAACCGGCGCUCGGCGCUCAAGGUCACCUUCUUUAUCGCCGCCGCCAACCUCGCGCUCCGGCGUGCUACACUCGUCUCGACGGGUACGAUGGGUGUCACCCUCGCCCACUUUAUGGUUGCGGCGUGCGAGCUCGUCGACGCGUUCGAGGAGGUCGUCAAGGAGGGCAUGGUGCGCUACUGGCAGGACAACCUCGCGGUCACGAUGUUCGGCCUGGGCGAGUUCCUCGUCAAGAUCUUCCAUCGCGUCUACCCGAGCAACCAGACGCAGAUCCUGACGUGGAUGGAGCGCGUCUACCAAGCCUGCGAGCUCGCGACCGAGGGCAAGGAGGACUCGGUCGCCGCCUUCAUGUCGAGGUUCUUCAAGCUCGGCAUUCGCGUCCUGUGCUCGCCGCCGCCGCCGACUGCUCACGCCGACUCGGCGCCGUUCUCGUCCCUCGGCAGCCCGGCACCAGGCUUGACGGCGCCGCUGCAUCCGCCUGUCGUCCCGGCGCCCUCGACGUCGACUGCCCUCGCGCCGCCAAGGCUACUGCCUGUACCUCCAACGCCCGUCGCCCUUGGCGCCUCUUCUCCUCUUCCCGACGGCAGUUACACGUUCUCCGAGGCCAUGGGCGACGACCGACUCUUCUGGGAGAGCCUGUUUCCCGGGCAGGCGAGCGACUGGAGCUGGCUGGACCAGGCGCCGGGCGAGGAGAUGGUGGGCGUCCCGAUGCAGUGAAUUCGUUGCGUCUCGCAAGUGCAUGCGGCUCGAGAGGCGCGAGCGAGCGGACUUUCGGUCUCUCUUUGCUUGCAACGUGUGACGUCUGUUCAUGUC